Erigeron canadensis is the source of this 2979-nucleotide messenger RNA. RefSeq names its product probable linoleate 9S-lipoxygenase 5. Gene Ontology annotation, molecular function: protein binding; oxidoreductase activity, acting on single donors with incorporation of molecular oxygen, incorporation of two atoms of oxygen; metal ion binding. The record is from RefSeq and is a predicted model, not a curated record. Bases 109 to 2766 code for a protein of 885 amino acids. The transcript has 9 exons. Gene Ontology annotation, biological process: lipid oxidation. NCBI's taxonomy places the organism in Eukaryota, Viridiplantae, Streptophyta, Magnoliopsida, Asterales, Asteraceae.
UUUCAUUAAACAAACAAUUAAUUAAUAUACACAUUCAAAUCCAACUCGUAACACCCUCCCUUUCAUUCAGGUACAAAUUCAUCAAUAAUAUAUAUUGGAUCGUCUGUCAUGGCUGAUGACUUUGAUAGAAGUAAAAGAAUGAAAGUUGAUGAGAAUCAUUAUAAUAAGGUGAUCAAAGGGACAUUGGUUUUGAUGAACAAGAACAACCACUUGAUCUCAAGCAUAGGUGAUGAGUUUUUUGGAAGGAAAGUUUCACUUCAGCUCAUCAGUGCCACUAUUCUUGAUUCUGAAUCCACUACUGCUAAGGGAUUGAGGGGAAAGCUAGGAAAAGAGACAAAUUUGAAGAACUGGACGAGUACAGUGAUCACUCCUUCAACAAAAGGUGAUUCGACUUUUGAAGUGGAGUUUGAAGUGGAUGAUGAAAUUGGGAUUCCAGGGGCAUUCCUGAUCACCAACAGGCACCACACAGAGUUCUACCUUAAGACCCUCACAUUAGAAAAUGUUCCAAAUUAUGGUCGUGUUCAUUUCAUCUGCAACUCUUGGGUCUACCCGGACGUGCGUUAUGACAAGAAGUAUCGUGUUUUCUUCUUUAAUCAGACUUAUCUUCCAUGGAAGACACCAGAUGGGUUACGCCGUUACAGGGAGGAAGAGUUAGAGGAGCUAAGAGGAAAUGGAAUAGGAAAGUGUGAAGAAUGGCACAGGGUGUAUGACUAUGAUGUCUACAAUGACUUGAGCGAGCCACACAAGGGACCUGAACAUGUCCGGCCUAUUUUUGGAGGAUCUACUGACCACCCAUAUCCUCGUAGGUGUAGGACAGGCAGACCUCCAACGAAGACAGAUCCCAAUAUGGAAAGCAGGAUCUCAAUUUUGAAUAGCUUAGAGAUCUAUGUCCCCAAGGAUGAAAGAUUUAGUCAGCUGAAGAUGGAAGAUGUUUAUGCGUAUGGGAUAAAAUUAGUAAACCAAGGAUUACUACCUGGUUUUAAGUCUGUAAUUGACAAAAUUUCAGAUGAGGUAGUUGGGACACUUGAAAAUGUUCUGCAUCAUAAGUUUGAGAGUAUUUCAAGCAAUAAAUUUAAUGAGUUUUCUUCAUUUGAAGAAGUACUUCAACUCUAUAAAGGAGUGCUUAAAAUACCUAAAUCCAAUUUCUUAGAAAGCAUCAGGGAGAAAAUUCCAAAUGAAUUCUUCCGGGAACUUUUACGUUCUGAUGGGGAACCCUUUUCGAAAUUCCCUCUCCCCCAAGUAAUCGAAGUGGAUGAGUCUGCAUGGAUGACAGAUGAAGAAUUUGCAAGAGAACUUUUGGCAGGAAUUUGUCCUGUUGUGAUCCGACAGCUUCAGGAAUUCCCUCCAAGUAGCAAAUUAGACCCGGCAAAAUUUGGAAACCAAAACAGUAAAAUAACUGAGGAUCACAUAAAGGAUCAGUUGGAUGAUUUUACUGUAUUAGAGGCAAUCAACAACAACAAGCUAUUUAUAUUAGAUCACCAUGAUCCAUUGAUGCCAUAUCUUAGAGGCAUAAAUGAAACUUCAACCAAGAUAUAUGCUACGCGGACCAUCCUCUACUUGCAAAAGAAUGGUACAUUGAAGCCUUUAGUAAUCGAAUUGAGUUUGCCACAUCCAGAUGGUGACCAAGCUGGAUUUAUCAGUACAGUACACACACCAGCAUCGGAAGGGGCAAAAGGGAGCAUUUGGCUUCUUGCGAAAGCUUAUGCUAAUGUAAACGACUCAGGCUACCAUCAACUCAUCACUCAUUGGUUGCAUACCCAUGCUUCAAUAGAGCCAUUCAUAAUCGCAACAAAUAGGCAGCUAAGCAUUCUUCAUCCAGUUCAUAAGCUUUUGCAUCCUCAUUUUCGUGACACGAUGAACAUUAACGCCUUAUCCCGCCAAACACUAAUCAAUGCUGGUGGACUUCUUGAGAAAACAGUUUUCCCCGACAAGUACUCCUUGGAAAUGUCAAGUAACAUGUACAAAAAGUGGGAUUUCACUAAACAGGCACUGCCUGCAGACCUAAUCGACAGAGGAAUGGCUGUGGAAGACUUGGACUCUCCAUAUGGGGUUCGUCUUCUUAUUGAAGAUUACCCUUUUGCGGUUGAUGGGCUUAAGAUAUGGUCUGCCAUAAAAAUGUGGGUUCAGAAUUAUAUUUUUGUCUACUAUAAGAAUGAUGAAGAAAUUCAGAAAGACAUUGAACUCAAAAGCUGGUGGGAAGAGGUCCGAAACAAGGGGCAUGGUGAUAAGAAGGAUCAGCCGUGGUGGCCCAAAAUGCACACACGGGAGGAUCUAAUAGAGUCGUGCACCAUCAUUGUAUGGGUGGCUUCUGCACUCCAUGCAGCCGUGAAUUUCGGGCAGUACCCUUAUGCAGGGUACAUGCCUAACAGACCCUCAAUAACCCGAAGGCUAUUACCCAAACCAGGGACUGCAGAUUAUGAUGAACUGGAGAAAGAACCUGAAAAGGCAUUUUUGAAAACAGUGACUGCACAGCUUCAAAGUAUUCUUGGGAUAUCGUUGAUUGAGGUGUUGUCUAGGCAUUCUGCUGAUGAGGUGUAUCUAGGGGAAAGAGAUACACCUGAAUGGACCACGGAUAAAGAAGCGUUGGAAGCAUUUGCUAACUUUGGGGCGGAUUUGAGAAUGAUUGAAGGGAUGAUCGAGGAGAUGAAUCUGGAUAAAAGGUUGAAGAACAGGACUGGACCUGCUCAAAUGCCCUAUACUUUGUUGUGUCCUACCAGUGAAAUUGGUCUUACAGGUCGUGGUAUUCCGAACAGUGUCUCUAUAUGAAUGGGUUAUAGAUGUCUUUUAUGACUAGUAUUGCAUUCGGUUUGAUAGCACUUUUAUGUUUUCUUUCAAGUGUCGUGCAAGCAUUAUGUCAAUUUGUUUGCUGAAGGUUUAGGUGCAAAUCAUAUGUUUUCAAAAGGAAAAUGAUGUGGCAGCACAUAGUAUGUAAUAUUAUACAAUAAUAUAUAGUCUGAAUACGAGAUUGUAUUACCAUUA